CUUAAGCCAAUGGAAUCAAUCCAACCUGAGGCCUCUGGAAUAUUUCCUUAAAAUAUUUAGAACUCUGUCAUGUACCCAAGAAUCCUGUUCAUCAUCAACUUUGAAGUAUACUCUUUUCCCAGUCUUUUAACUUUUCAACACCUCCUUUGAAAUCUGUAGUUUGUAAUACUUUGUAUUGAUCCAAAAUAUUCACUCAACAAGGACCAAGUAAGUAAUUGGAGGAUUCCCAGAGAGAAGAGCAUUUCCCUCUACUCUCUUCUUUUUUUAUUAUUAUUGUGAAGGUUUGUAUGUCGAGCAAGUGGUCAUGGCCAAUAUUGUCAGUAAGCUCUGCUUGAGAGCUCUGCUCCUCUUCUUCUUCAUUUCUUUCUCUGUUCAAGCACACAGCUUUCUAAGCUGUGAGACUAACUCACCAGAUGCUUUCGGCUACCGCUGCAAUGGUGUUGGCUUGCAGGACCAAUGUGAAACUUAUGUCAUGUUCUACACCAAUUCAUGCUACUCGUCUCUUUUUAAUCUGAGCUUCUACUUGGGCCUCAAUGUUACAGCCAUCGCCGAUGCCAGUGGGUUCUCUGCGGAUACCAAGUUUCUUCUCCAAGAUCAGCCUUUGCUGAUCCCAAUUGAUUGUAGAUGUGAUGAUAGCUUCUUCAAGGCUGGAAUUACAAAGACUACCAUCGAAGGAGAGAGCUUUCAUGGAAUUGCAAAAUCACUGGAAGGCUUGACGACCUGCAAAGCAAUCAGAGAACAGAACCCCUAUAUCCCUCCAUGGGAUCUCAAAGACAAAGUUCAGUUACUGAUCCCACUGAGAUGUGCUUGCCCAUCCCCGUUACAGCUCACACAAGGAACAAGACUUCUUCUCACUUAUCCUGUUAGUAAAGGUGAUACAAUCCCAAACCUUGCCUCUAAGUUUAAUACUACUGCAGAAGCUAUAAUCUCUGCAAACAACAAAUCAGGAGGCUUUAAGUUUGAAAGCCCAGAACAAUUUUCAAGUAUUCUGAUUCCCCUCCAGAAUAAACCCAUCCUUGAUCUUCUUUCUAAACCCCCUGAACCCAAUUCGGGGAACCCUGUGACUAGCAUCCCUGUUAUUAAUCCCGGCAAGCAUCAAUCAAAAAAAUCAGCAAUGUGGAAAAUUGUACUCUAUAUUGCACUCAGUGGGGUAGCACUAGGAGUUUUUGUGGCCAUUGCAGCAGUGAUCUUGGUGAUCCAGUGGAGGAAGAAGAAGCCAAAUAUUCUCGAGAAUGAAGAUGUGGAACUGCAACAACUAAGUAUAAGAACUACCAGCGAGAAGAAAUCGUCGUUCGAAGGCCAGCAAGAUCCUUUCGAUAGUCAGGUCCUUGAGACCACCACACCCCACAAGAUGGUAUUAGAGACUUACAACAUUGAGGAGCUAAUAAGAGCCACAGAGAACUUCAAUUCCAGCAAUGUGAUCGAGGGAUCCACGUUUCAUGGCCGCCUCAAUGGGAAGAAUCUUGCCAUCAAGAGGGUACCACCAGAAACAAUCUCCAAGAUUGACUCUGAACUUUUUCAUGACACCUCCCACUACAACCAGCCAAACAUAAUUCGACUUCUGGGUACCUGUUUGAUCGAUGACCCUGAUUCAUUCCUGGUUUUUGAGUAUGCCAGGAACGGUUCCUUGAAGGAUUGGCUUCACGGAGGAUUAGCAGUGAAGAGUCAAUUCAUUGCUUCUUGUUACUGUUUCCUAACUUGGAAGCAAAGGCUGCGGAUAUGCUUGGAUGUGGCUAAUGCCUUACAGUACAUGCACCACAUCAUGAACCCCAGCUACAUCCACAGGAAUAUAAAGAGCAGAAACAUCCUUUUAGAUGAAGAAUUCAAUGCCAAGAUCGGAAAUUUUGGAAUGGCGAAGUGUGUUGAGGACAAUUCUGAGGAUUCUCAAACACUUUCAUCAGAUCCAACCACUUGGGAUAAAGGGUAUUUAGCUCCUGAGUGUCUUCUUCACGGGAUUGUUUCUCUGAGCACUGAUAUAUUUGCUUAUGGGGUGGUCUUGCUCGAGGUCUUAUCAGGUCAAACUCCCUUAACCCGGGCCGAUGACAAGGGAGUAGGGAUUGUUCGGCUUUCAGAUAAGAUCAAAUCCAUAUUAAUGUCGGAGGAUGCGAAUGAACUCAGAGACUGGAUGGACCGUGCAUUGGGAGAGAAUUAUUCAUUCGACGCAGCAGUGACGUUAGCUAAUCUCGCAAGAUCGUGUGUGGAAGAAGACCCAUCUUCAAGGCCAAGUGCAGGGGAGAUCGUUGACAAGUUAUCCAGAUUGGUGGAUGAAUUACCAGAGAGUGAACAAAUCUCAACGACCUGCGAAAGUUCUUCAAAACCUCUAGCGAAGUUAACUUCAAGCGAUCUGUAAAUAUGCAGUUUAAAUACGAAUCCAUCGAUCCUGGAGGAAUAUGGACUAUGGAGUUGUUUGCAGUCUUGAGUCUCUCUAAAUAUGUGUCUGUAGUGAGAUACUGUAUAUGGACUAGUUUUGAGUUCCAAGUUUCUAGUGUGAUAGGAAUUGCGAAUUCGAUUGGGGCAUUUCGUCGAACGAAUUGUCCCUAAUCACUGUAAGCAGGAAGUACAGAUUAUUCAAA
Messenger RNA from Telopea speciosissima, 2573 nucleotides. RefSeq names its product protein LYK2. NCBI's taxonomy places the organism in Eukaryota, Viridiplantae, Streptophyta, Magnoliopsida, Proteales, Proteaceae. Gene Ontology annotation, molecular function: ATP binding; protein kinase activity. Gene Ontology annotation, biological process: protein phosphorylation. The record is from RefSeq and is a predicted model, not a curated record. The transcript has a single exon. The coding region runs from base 305 to 2350 and encodes 681 amino acids.